AGAGAGAGUGAGUAGGGACGUGGUGAGACACUACUAAGCUCGGACUGAGUCUGCCUCCCUCUCCCCCACCUUGUCCUGACAGGACAAACUGCAGAAUGUUGGAGGAUGUUGCGCUAAUGGCUGCGAUCACCAUAUUGGGUGUCCUACAGCAAGCAUACUUCUCACUUCAAGUGAUAUAUGCAAGGAGAAGAUUUCACGUUUCACCACCGGCUGUCAGUGGUAAUGAGGACUUCGAGCGUGUAUACAGAGCACAUCUUAAUUCCUCUGAAUAUUUUCCAAUGUUCCUGAGUACACUGUGGAUUGCUGGCGUCUUCUUCAGUCAGGCUCUGGCAUUUUGUAUUGGAGUUCUGUAUUUGUAUGGCAGGCACAAGUACUUCAAAGGAUACUCUGAAUCAGCCCUAAAAAGGUUACGUCCAAUGUAUUUCAGUGCGGCUAUGCUCUGGGUUCUGAUAGGCUUAGCCUCAAUUGGAGUCGUCAAUCAGUUAUCCUCUCAGUAUCUUGGUUAUAAUCCCAUGACUGCUGCAAGGAGCUACGUUGAACUGUGAAAGAUUUUUGGUUGACAGCUUCCAUCUUAAGCAUUGCUGGUCAGAAGACAUGAUAACCCAAAUUUGAAAACCAAACUAACAAUAUUUAUUUAUUUUUAUAUCUUAUUUUGGUCUUAACUGUUGAGGCCGAGGCCAUGCAGUUAAAUCUCUCCAAGUUUUAAUGACCAGUUAUUUUGUGGAAUUUUAUCAAUGCUUUUGGUCAUUGAUCUCUAGGGAGCCUUGCCUUCAAAAGGUGUUUUGAUGAUUUAAGUAAUUGUGACACUGAUACAUUUGCUGCUUUCCUCAAAAGUGCACCAUCCCUAUUAGCAUCUGUACAAUUGAAAUAACAGGCUCUAAUUGCAAACUCUUUGCAGCAAAGAAGCAAGUCACCUGUACCAUGUUGGUGUUUUUGUUCCACACGUCUUCUCUUUUCCUGUUUCAUAUCACCUGAUUGAUAUCUCCUGUUUCUUCCUCCUUCCUGUCUAUUUGUAGUUUUCAUUGCAACUAUCUCAUUCACGUUGACUACUCCCUGUGGUAGCGAGAUACACACUUUCACCACUCUUGAGGUAAAUACAUUUCUCCUGAAUUCCAUUUGGAUUUAUUAGCAACUGUCAGAACAAGUCUGAGUCAAGAUUGGGAAAUAGACAGACUCACACCUUUAAGGCAUCCUCUGAGCUGAGAUGUCACUUUUUUAUAUAAAACCUUAACUUAACUUGAGAAUAGCCUUAAAAGAAGUGCUGGGAUUUACAAAUAUACUGAAACCUGUAACCCAUUCUAAAAGAUGAAAGACUUAACAAUCAAGGUUUGUUAAAUAUAUCAUUUUGCUUGCAUGACACUGUAAUCUUUUGCUAUGAAUUCUGUGUCUUAUGGUCCUACUCUACAAUGACCUGAAGAAGGAUCAGCACUCUGAAAGCUAGUAUCUCCAAAUAAACCUGUUGGACUAUAA
This is a messenger RNA of Chiloscyllium plagiosum (whitespotted bambooshark), 1470 nucleotides long. RefSeq names its product leukotriene C4 synthase (gene ltc4s). The record is from RefSeq and is a predicted model, not a curated record. Gene Ontology annotation, molecular function: enzyme activator activity; leukotriene-C4 synthase activity; glutathione peroxidase activity. Gene Ontology annotation, biological process: leukotriene biosynthetic process. Gene Ontology annotation, cellular component: nuclear envelope; endoplasmic reticulum; membrane. NCBI's taxonomy places the organism in Eukaryota, Metazoa, Chordata, Chondrichthyes, Orectolobiformes, Hemiscylliidae.